UUAUUGAUCAUGAUAUUUGCUGUGUUGCAUAUAAGUUUCGAUGUGAUCAUUGCUACUGACGACAUAUACUGCGGUACUGAGGUGAUUUGAUUUCAUCGAAGAAGUGACGACGACGAAACGUUAACAACCAUGAGGAUUGUGCCAGCAUCAGUUGACUUCAAUGAGAAGGAUUCAACAACUUUUCGUAAUUACGGGACCGGAGACACGCCCUCCGAAAUUCGCGUACGAGAGACAUACGAGAAGUUGCACACGUAUCAAACCGUCGACUUCGUCAAGGGCAGAAUAGCGAAAUGGGGCAAGUUUGAUCAUUUCAAAGCAAGUGUUAUGGACACUCUCGAAAGGCUUUCCACGUUUCUGGACGAAACCGAUCCAGACAUGGACCUGCCCAACAUAAUCCACGCAUUUCAAACGGCCGAGAGGAUCCGAGAGAAACAUCCGGACAUGGACUGGUUUCACCUCACGGGACUUAUCCACGACCUCGAAAUAGCGAAAUGGGGCAAGUUUGAUCAUUUCAAAGCAAGUGUUAUGGACACUCUCGAAAGGCUUUCCACGUUUCUGGACGAAACCGAUCCAGACAUGGACCUGCCCAACAUAAUCCACGCAUUUCAAACGGCCGAGAGGAUCCGAGAGAAACAUCCGGACAUGGACUGGUUUCACCUCACGGGACUUAUCCACGACCUCGGAAAGAUCAUGGCCUUCUACGGAGAACCACAGUGGGCAGUUGCAGGAGACACGCACCCAGUGGGAUGCGAGUUCGCCAAAUCAAUAGUUUACCGUGAACGUACUUUCGACGCCAAUCCCGACCUUCAUGAUUCCCGUUACAACUCGAAAUACGGUGUGUACCAGCCGAAUUGCGGCCUGAGGAACGUGACCAUGACUUGGGGCCACGACGAAUACAUGUUCCGUAUCCUUGAGCACAACAAAUGCUCCUUGCCGCCCGAGGCAUUAUUCCAUUCUUUCUAUCCAUGGCACACGGGUGGAGAUUACAUGCACUUAUGCGACGAGUACGAUUUGAAAAUGCUUCCGAUGGUGCAAGCAUUCCAGUAAGUUGAAAUAAACACUAACAG
Molecule: messenger RNA, 1067 nt
Organism: Notodromas monacha
Lineage: Eukaryota; Metazoa; Arthropoda; Ostracoda; Podocopida; Cyprididae
Source: the annotation of a GenBank genome assembly